GAGCUACUUCCGGUGAAAGAAAGGUUGCUGGUUGAAGUCUCGGUCGCAGCACAAUGGGGAAGUUGAACUUCUACGUGCUCUGGUCUCUGCGCGACGCGCCGCGACAGUUCGCCAGCAAGUCCGGAUCCAGGAGCUUCCACGUGCACGUUCCGUUGCCGCUGCCCAAACAGCUGGUCAUCUUCGGGCUCGGCGAGUGGGCGGCGAGGGAGGCCGCCCUCAUGGUGGACGUGGUGCUGGGUGCGGACGUGGCGCCGCAGAGGAUCGGAACGCUGACGUCACAAGUGCGCUGUUUGACCUUCGAGGGAGACUGGAGAGCAGACGUGGUGACUGUGGCAGCUCAGAGGAGCAGGAAGGGCGUCUAUGGCAAGAUUGUUCUCUCAGUGUGUGGAGAGUCGCCGAGCUCGACUCAGGACCGGUCCGCCUUGCUGAGCAGCACCCCGCUGGCCCAGAGGACUCGAGCAGAAGCAGGAGAGCUGAGUGUCACCGACCUCUCCUGCACCCUGCACCACAGCAUCACAGAUGAAGCGGACACUCUGAGUGCGUCUCAGCUCGGUGACAGCGUCUUCUCAGAGAUCCAGGUGAACACGGUGGACACCAGCGAGGCGACCCGGGGCAGCAAGCGCUCGCUGUGGCCCACGGACAAGACGCCACGCAGGACGGUCAUCGGCAGGAGAGGUCACAUGACCUGGAGCGGCGAGGACAUGGAGAGUCUGGGCGAAGCGGAGCAGGCGUCCACGCCGAAGAAGAUGCGACUGUCCAGGAUGAACAGUCGAGAGGAGAUAACGGCACAGAUCAAGAGCCAGAACAGAGAAGCUUCAGUUUGUCCGUCGCAGCGCUGGAGCCACACCAUGUGUCUCAGUGACCCCAACACCGCCAUCCUGAUGGGGGGCGAGGCCGAGGACCAGAACUCCUGCCCAGACUCCCUUUGGAAGCUGGAACUGGACAACGACUUCUGGUACCCGAUGACCUCGUCCAUCUCUGGACCGGCGCCACCGCGCAGCAGAGGUCACUCGGCCACCUUCGACCCAGAGUCCCAGGCGGUGUACGUCUACGGCGGCCUGAGGGAGGGUCAGCGCUACUGCGAGCUGUUCGUGCUGGACACACUGACCUGGAGGUGGAGGCUGGUGUCGGCCAAAGGGAACAUCCCCACGUUGGCGUAUCACUCGGCCGUCUUUUACAAGAGGGAGCUGUUUGUGUUCGGAGGAGUCCGGCCAGGACCCUCGUCUGCCGACAAGUCCUGCAGCAACUCUCUCUACAUCUUCAGCCCCGACGACCAGCUCUGGUACCAGCCCAUCGUGGAGGGGGACAAGCCCACGCCCAGAUUUGGACACUCGGCGACUCUUCUGUCCAAGAAGCUGCUGAUAUUCGGAGGACGGAAAACGGCGACGUACCUGAACGACCUGCACAUCCUGGACCUGGGCUUCAUGGAGUACACGGCUGUUAAGUGUGGGAACAUGGCGCCGCUUCCACGUGGGUUUCAUGCCGCGUCAGCAGUUUCUGACAACAGAGUUCUGGUGAGUGGCGGGUGCAGUGCCGUCGGAGCGCUGAGUGACAUCCACGUUUUCAACACCGACACCAACACAUGGAGUCCACUUGUGAGUCCAGUGUUCAGCGCUAAACCUCGAGCAGGACAUAGCAUGAUCGCCACAAGCAGCGCCAGCGAGCCAGAAACCCAAAAAGAGGAGCAAAUUCCCCUGCUGGUGUUUGGUGGCUCCGACUGCUGUGGGUCCUUCUACUCCGACACCAUCAGGUUCACGGUGCAGAUCCCUCCUGGCACGUGAUUUCCCCUUGGCCUGUCACCUGAGCCAGCGCGCUCUGGUUUGCAUAACAAAUGCUCUCGCUGCAGUUUCACGCGUCCGGAUUUGAGAGUGAAAUUCUAAAUGGAUCUAAUAAAAAC
Synchiropus splendidus (mandarinfish) is the source of this 1897-nucleotide messenger RNA. RefSeq lists its product as uncharacterized. The coding region runs from base 54 to 1781 and encodes 575 amino acids. Lineage: Eukaryota; Metazoa; Chordata; Actinopteri; Syngnathiformes; Callionymidae. The record is from RefSeq and is a predicted model, not a curated record. Gene Ontology annotation, molecular function: protein binding. The transcript has 13 exons.